Moneuplotes crassus is the source of this 1439-nucleotide messenger RNA. The record is from the annotation of a GenBank genome assembly. NCBI's taxonomy places the organism in Eukaryota, Ciliophora, Spirotrichea, Euplotida, Euplotidae.
AUGCAAAAUUAUCCACAACUUGCACGUGGGAGCUUAGUCCCCAAUCCUGACUAUGAUUUCGGAUUUUUGCAGCAGAUUGGAGAUGGAUGAGAGACCCUCAACCCUAUUGUGGCCUUCCUGAUGGGCAUCAACUACAAUAAGUUUUCGAAUCGUUACUCUAAAGAGGACUUCAUUCAACUUGUAACGAGAAUGAAGGAAGGAGCAGAUAUCAAUAGCCUUGAUGUAUGGGACCAAAAUAGAAUAUACAGAGAGCUAUAUGAACAGAUUGCUCUUGAUCAAGUGUUAAAUCUCAAAUGGUUUAAUAGAGAAGGUGAAGCUUUGGAGAAUCCUAGGCAAAAUGAUCCAAUAAUCCAGACAAUGAUGGGACUUCAAAACAAUAAUCAUGCUCAAACAGCAAAUGAAGCCCAAGAUCCCCAGUCAGAUUCCACUUCCUCGAUCCACUUCGAAGACGACCAAAAAAGUGAGGAGAGGAGUGAGGAAGAGGAGAAGGGGGAAGUUGGAGAGAGGAGGGGAGAUUUGGAGGAGUGGGGUGGGAGAAGGCAGAUGGAGAGGAUGGUGGAGGGUGAUGGGAGUGGUGGUGGUGGUGAUUGUGGAAUGGGACAGAAAGAUGUGCCUGAGAGUUUAGGGGGAGGAGAUUGAUGCAAACGAGUGAAAACUGGAGAGGAUUCGGAGUUUCCGAUCAAACCUGCCCAAAGAGAAAUGAAAAUUCAUAAUAAAAUUUCGACUCAUACUCCCCCUACUGAACCUCUCUCUACUGCCAAUCUCCCUCGCGAAGAAGACAAAUCUAUCGACACCCUAGUUCUUCAAAAAUCCUCCCAACAGGAGCAAGAUCCAUGACCUACUUGCCAAUGAAAAAGCCUAAUGCUAAAUAGGAACAAAUCCGAUGGAUCAAGGCAAAGGAGAAAUUCUGAAGAACCUCCUGCUCUGCAGGAAAUGCCUGCACAGCAAGACACCCUCCCUGAAGAACCCCAAGCGGUGAGAGAGAUCCCUAACGAAGAUGUACAAGAAGACCUGAAGAAAAACCCACUCCAGCCGCUACAAAGCAAAGGAAAGAAGCUAUCUUCGGCACCUAAGAAGGCAAAGGCUCCCAAAGGACCAACUUGCAUGAAAUGUAGGCGUAAAAUUGCCCCUUCCGAAGCCCAAGAGUUAAAAUGCGGUGACUGCUUCCAUCCUACCUGUAUUGAGAAGCACAUCAAAGCCCAAUUAAAAGCCAAGAAUUAUGAAAUUACUUGUCCAAGUAAGAAAUGUCUGAAGAAGCUAACCCAAAAGACUCUCAAAAGUAUUUGCAGUGUCGAUCUCUACAAAACAAUCCAAGAAUGCAGACCGAUCAAAAGAAGGCCCAAGAAACCCUCUCCAGUUUGUUUACCAGCCUCUUCUCCAGCCCCUAAUCCAAGGGCAUUUGGAUUCGGAUUAUUUCGCUAAUCUUCAAUAGUUUGCAC